AUGGCUCGCCACGCUCGACGCAUCCCUCCGCCUUCAGGUGCUGGCGCAAUGCCCCCUAGCUCUGCCGCCGCAACCCGAUCCACGCCACGCGUACCCAACCGACUCAACCUCACCAUCAUCCUCGCCCUCCAGCCCGUCUUUCUGCUCGCAACCGCCUUCUUUAUCGCAUCUCCGCUCCUCGCAGACCCGCCACACGCACAGAGCGCCGACACCGAGAUAGCCUCCAAGUACGCCGCAAGGCUCGCUGCCACGGACGGCGCCGUCCUCGUCACUGCAGCCUGGAAGGCCCUCGUCGCCGUCUUUGUCGUCCAGGGCUGGUGGUGCACCCGCAUCGCAAGGUGGUGCCGCGCAGCCACCCAGCAGCAGCCUGCCCCAACCGAGAAACAAGUCGCUGCCUCUGCAUCGUCGUCAAAGAUCAAGGCUGCUGCUGCCGCCGACGGUCAGCCUGGCGACGAGCGCAUCGGCAAAAGGGACGUCGAGGACGUGGCACUGUCCAUCUUUUCGCUGCCGCUGCUCGUCGUCUUCUUCAACGUGGUCGUCAUCCUCUUUGGCGCGCCAGUGUCGGCCCUCAAGAGCACCACGCUGCUUUCGUGCUACCUGGCGCUGCUCGUAGGCCUGCCGCUCGUCCACGUGCUGGGCGUGCCGUUCCUCUCGUUGCCGUCGCCAUCUUCCUCUGCGACGCCAAGGAAUGGCAUCACUUCCGCCCCGAGCGCAUCGGGGCAGGGUGGAGAACAACACCUGCUGUGGACGCAGCUUGUCACGCUCGACAUCGCGCACCACCCCGCCAUCCUGCCGCUCGUGGUUCCUGCCGUGACCGUGCUCAGCACCGCCGCCACGCUGGGCACGGCCGCGCUCGCGCUCGACUGGGAGCGGCAGUGGCAGACGUUCCCCCUCCCCUGCAUCGCCGCCGCCGUUGCCGGGCUGAUGGCGGGAAACACCCUCACGGCUGUGUGGGCGUGGCGCCAGUGA
Messenger RNA from Pseudozyma flocculosa PF-1, 969 nucleotides. RefSeq lists its product as uncharacterized. The coding region runs from base 1 to 969 and encodes 322 amino acids. Gene Ontology annotation, biological process: GPI anchor biosynthetic process. The record is from RefSeq and is a predicted model, not a curated record. The transcript has 2 exons. NCBI's taxonomy places the organism in Eukaryota, Fungi, Basidiomycota, Ustilaginomycetes, Ustilaginales, Ustilaginaceae. Gene Ontology annotation, cellular component: endoplasmic reticulum membrane.